Messenger RNA from Hyaloscypha bicolor E, 1733 nucleotides. RefSeq lists its product as uncharacterized. The transcript has 2 exons. The coding region runs from base 207 to 1733 and encodes 508 amino acids. The record is from RefSeq and is a predicted model, not a curated record. Lineage: Eukaryota; Fungi; Ascomycota; Leotiomycetes; Helotiales; Hyaloscyphaceae.
CACCUCAGUUGUGCGACCUCUAAGAGAAAUAAAGGAUGUGAUAAUUACCCUUCUUGUUAGAUGUGAGACGAAAAACGUGAAUGUCCCAAAUCACCACUUGACAAUUCCCAAACUGACACCUGCAAAACACAACCCUACGAAAAAUCGUGAAUGCCCCAAAGUGCUCUUGUACCGCCCGUGAAUAGGAAUGCCUUGCCUUGGUUAUCAUGUCAAGAUUAAAAUACCACGACAAGAUAUCUCCCUCCUCUUUACCCCAAUCCUCAGCUUUCCCCGCCAACAAACAAGAAAAAUGUGCAUCUACACAAACCGCCGCUACAACCCCUGCUGGUGCAGUGACUACUACGUUAAGUUCUCUAACCGCUGCGAAAAGUCCCUCCACUCUGCCUCAGGGGGAACCAUGUCCCCAGCCUACUGACCCCUUCAUCCUUUCUUCUCUGGAAAAGGAGGAAUUCGGCUACUGCGACUGGCACCUUAAAGUAAAGGAAGCGGAGUACCUUGCAAAGGGGAUUCCGAAUCCUGCAUACAACCAAGCGGAAGAAGGGGCGCUGCAAAAGACGGACACGGUUGCGAAUACCAGAUACUCGGAUCCAAGUCCAGAGGGCAACGACAAGCAGGGAGAUGGACUGGGGAUUCGAACAUCAAACACAAUCCCACAAUCACCGCCUCCAGAAACUUCACAUCGACGAUCCGACCCAAAUCUAGACGUUGUACCAAACUCUUUCCACCUCCCAGCAAAGCAGCUUCAACGCUCCAAAACCUCGGCACAGCGCCACUCUCAACCACCAGACCCAAAUCAACAACCCGUUGAAGUUCCCAACCCCUGGCACCCGCAGAAUCUUCAGCGCUCCAAAACCUCAGCACAAGUUACAACUGGAGCAUCUCACCCCGAUCCCCAAUUACAACACAUCCAACGCCCCAAAACCACCGCCCUCCCUCCCUCUCACGCUCAGAAUACGGGUCCCACUCCACAAUACAUACCCAUCACAACCCAGCACCUCCUCCCCUCUAAAACAACCGCCCUAUCUCCACUUCGAGGAACAAAACCAGUGCAAGUAGCGAUCAGGGACAGCAAUGGAUUCUUCAUAUCACCAGAGGCAUUGCAGCGGAAAGGGGAAGAGGAGCUCCGGAGAAGGAGUACCGACGCACCACUCUCCCCGCCUCCACCGCUCUCAGAUCGAGCAUUCCACAGCCCAUCGAAGUUCGGGAACUCGGAUCCGAGUCUGGCAUCACCCCACAGAGCUCGACCUGGCUCGGGUUCUGGUUCGGGUUCGGGAGUGGAUGGUGAUCCCCUGUCGGAUACGCAUACUGAGGCUAGGGAAGAAGCGCGGACACCGAGGGAGAUCAACCAGCGCACGGGCAAGCGCAACCGUGUCUCCUUCGUGUAUGGAAAGCCUGAUGUUGCAUUGACCGGUGGGAUGCCACAUGAAACAGAUCCCGAUCUUUACCCUCGACCUCUCCAACCACAGCCAGCCCAAGACCCGCAGCAAACGGGGGGUGGGGAGGGGGGUUGGAGAGUGAGUGGGGUGCUGAGAUGGAUGGGUGGGAUUGGUCAGGGGCAGGACGUCGAGGAUGAUGAAGAGCUUAGAACGAACUAUGUAUCCUCGGACGAGGAGGGAGGAGUGAAGAUGGUUGAUAGGAAUCGGUAUGGAGGUGGAGGUUCUUGCCAGGGAUGGACUACUGGGUCCUGUGAUGAGGGAAGUGGAGCAAAGUACUUUCGAACGACCUUGCGAUGA